UCAGCCUUAACGUUUAAUUUUUGGGCGGGAAAAAGCCGAUUUCAUUGCCUCUCUCUCUCUCUCUGGCUGUGAAUGUAUGAUAAAUGAUAAAUCUGUGGAAUCAUAGACCAAAUUUCUCACUUAGCAUUCUAAAAGGAUGUCGAAGUUCGAGUACCCGAUCAUGUCGCGCGGUGAGAUAGUGGCAAUCUUGGCGGAGUCCCAGAUCGCCAACAUAUCCGAGCACGAUCUCUUUAACCCCAACCCGGAUUUAAUCUCCGAGCUCUACACCCGUCUCCUCUUCCACAUCGACGCUCUCCAUGAGGAAGAUCAUGGGCAACUGGAGUUUGCAGCGCUUGAGCAGCUUGAGAACCCGGACUUCCAUGUUGAAUCUGCUCGGAUUAUGAAGCUGUACAACAGGAUAAAGGAGGUGCUAGCCUCAACAGAUUGCCCUAAGAGAUUUACCCUCAAAGACCUGAUAAGACCGGAUACCGAAAGGACUGAAUUUUUCCUCAGUGCAAUUCUCAAUUUUGGUCUUCACAGACGGGCAAAACUGGAUUUUUUACGUCCAAUUGUGGAUGAAGUGAACCUUCUGGAGGAGCAGCAAAGAGAGUGGGAGGCUAAGAUAUCUCAGUUGAAUGCAGAGAUUGAGGACUACAAUGAAGCAAGAGAGAGGGAGUUGCCCCUUGUUCAGGAGGUAGAUGCAAAAGUUAAAGAAUUGCGUCAAACCAUUGCAGGACUUAACAAUCACCAGAUGUCAUUGAGAGCUUCUUUUCGCAAGCUGAAGGAGAAGACUGGAGAAAUGGAUGAGAAGAUUUCCAAUGCUGAGUUUGUUCUAGUGCAAAGUGUUCAAGAAAAUGCAAACUUACGUUCGAAAAUUGUACAAUCUCCAGAAAAGUUGCAGAGGGCUUUAGAGGAGAAGAAAUCAGCUCGGGAGGUGGCAAAGAACGCUGAAAAAAUAGCAAUACAAUCUUAUCAGGAUAAGAAUGCCAUUGUUGAGCUUUAUACAAAGGUGUUCAAGAAAAUGUUCAAACACUUUACCCAGAUGCAAGCAAUACAAGAACAGGUAAACUCAGCCAAAUCCAUUGAAAAGGACUUUAAGGCUUUAAAGGCUAAACUGAGUGAAGAGGGAAUGCUGGAUAAGUCACUUGAGGCUAAAUUGGUGGAACGACAAGGCAAAGUUGAACAGUUGGAUGAAUUAAGAAAGCAGUUGGAGAAGGAAAGAGAUCUAAAAUGCGAGGAGGCUACCAAAGAGUUCAAUAAUACGAAGUUGGAGGUAGAAUCUAGGAGACGUGAUCUAGAAGCUAGACAAAGGAAUGUUGAAGCUGUGGUUGUUGAGGUGGAUGCUAUAAAUUCAAGGGCUAAUUCAGUGAAAGAAUCUGGAGCAGCUAAAGUGCAGGAGUUAAUUAAAAAAUCUGAGGAGAUUGUGAAAGAGUUUCACCACUACGCAAAAUCCAUUGAGGUCUUGCUGCCAACAAUAGAAGCGGAAUCAAAUUUUGAUUGAGUUGGAUGAUCGAAGGUGAUCUAAGUAUAUUGGAGAAAUGGAUGAGAAUUAGGUGACCAGGUUAUUGAAAGGAAAAUGCUAAAUCAAUCCAUGAUUUUGUCCAUCCAAUCCAAUCUUACUGUUUAUGUAUUUUAAUUUAUUAUUUUACUCAAUAAUUAAAGAAGUGACUAUUAGUAAAUUUGUAUAUAUAUAUUUUUAAUGUUUAAAGAUAUUAAAAAAAUUAAAAACAAAUUAAAACAAAAAA
Molecule: messenger RNA, 1724 nt
Organism: Juglans regia (Persian walnut)
Lineage: Eukaryota; Viridiplantae; Streptophyta; Magnoliopsida; Fagales; Juglandaceae
Product: kinetochore protein NUF2 homolog
Exons: 12
Coding region: 137-1480 (447 amino acids)
Biological process (GO): mitotic spindle organization; kinetochore organization; meiotic chromosome segregation
Cellular component (GO): kinetochore; Ndc80 complex
Molecular function (GO): protein-containing complex binding
Source: RefSeq, a predicted model, not a curated record